GCGGGUAGGCGCGGGAGCCUCGAGCGCCGCUCGGAUGCAGCAGCCGAGCCGCCACUCGGCGCGCGGCGGGAGACCCAGGGCAAGCCGCCGUCGGCGCGCUGGGUGCGGGAAGGGGGCUCUGGAUUUCGGUCCCUCCCCUUUUUCCUCUGAGUCUCGGAACGCUCCGGCUCUCAGACCCUCUUCCUCCCAGGUAAAGGCCGGGAGAGGAGGGCGCAUCUCUUUUCCAGGCACCCCACCAUGGGCAAUGCCUCCAAUGACUCCCAGUCUGAGGACUGCGAGACGCGACAGUGGCUUCCCCCAGGCGAAAGCCCAGCCAUCAGCUCCGUCAUGUUCUCGGCCGGGGUGCUGGGGAACCUCAUAGCACUGGCGCUGCUGGCGCGCCGCUGGCGGGGGGACGUGGGGUGCAGCGCCGGCCGCAGGAGCUCCCUCUCCUUGUUCCACGUGCUGGUGACCGAGCUGGUGUUCACCGACCUGCUCGGGACCUGCCUCAUCAGCCCAGUGGUACUGGCUUCGUACGCGCGGAACCAGACCCUGGUGGCACUGGCGCCCGAGAGCCGCGCGUGCACCUACUUCGCUUUCGCCAUGACCUUCUUCAGCCUGGCCACGAUGCUCAUGCUCUUCGCCAUGGCCCUGGAGCGCUACCUCUCGAUCGGGCACCCCUACUUCUACCAGCGCCGCGUCUCGCGCUCCGGGGGCCUGGCCGUGCUGCCUGUCAUCUAUGCAGUCUCCCUGCUCUUCUGCUCGCUGCCGCUGCUGGACUAUGGGCAGUACGUCCAGUACUGCCCCGGGACCUGGUGCUUCAUCCGGCACGGGCGGACCGCUUACCUGCAGCUGUACGCCACCCUGCUGCUGCUUCUCAUUGUCUCGGUGCUCGCCUGCAACUUCAGUGUCAUUCUCAACCUCAUCCGCAUGCACCGCCGAAGCCGGAGAAGCCGCUGCGGACCUUCCCUGGGCAGUGGCCGGGGCGGCCCCGGGGCCCGCAGGAGAGGGGAAAGGGUGUCCAUGGCGGAGGAGACGGACCACCUCAUUCUCCUGGCUAUCAUGACCAUCACCUUCGCCGUCUGCUCCUUGCCUUUCACGAUUUUUGCAUAUAUGAAUGAAACCUCUUCCCGAAAGGAAAAAUGGGACCUCCAAGCUCUUAGGUUUUUAUCAAUUAAUUCAAUAAUUGACCCUUGGGUCUUUGCCAUCCUUAGGCCUCCUGUUCUGAGACUAAUGCGUUCAGUCCUCUGUUGUCGGAUUUCAUUAAGAACACAAGAUGCAACACAAACUUCCUGUUCUACACAGUCAGAUGCCAGUAAACAGGCUGACCUUUGAGGUCAGUAGUUUAAAAGUUCUUAGUUAUAUAGCAUCUGGAAGAUCAUUUUGAAAUUGUUCCUUGGAGAAAUGAAAACAGUGUGUAAACAAAAUGAAGCUGCCCUAAUAAAAAGGAGUAUACAAACAUUUAAGCUGUGGUCAAGGCUACAGAUGUGCUGACAAGGCACUUCAUGUAAAGUGUCAGAAGGAGCUACAAAACCUACCCUCAGUGAGCAUGGUACUUGGCCUUUGGAGGAACAAUCGGCUGCAUUGAAGAUCCAGCUGCCUAUUGAUUUAAGCUUUCCUGUUGAAUGACAAAGUAUGUGGUUUUGUAAUUUGUUUGAAACCCCAAACAGUGACUGUACUUUCUAUUUUAAUCUUGCUACUACCGUUAUACACAUAUAGUGUACAGCCAGACCAGAUUAAACUUCAUAUGUAAUCUCUAGGAAGUCAAUAUGUGGAAGCAACCAAGCCUGCUGUCUUGUGAUCACUUAGCGAACCCUUUAUUUGAACAAUGAAGUUGAAAAUCAUAGGCACCUUUUACUGUGAUGUUUGUGUAUGUGGGAGUACUCUCAUCACUACAGUAUUACUCUUACAAGAGUGGACUCAGUGGGUUAACAUCAGUUUUGUUUACUCAUCCUCCAGGAACUGCAGGUCAAGUUGUCAGGUUAUUUAUUUUAUAAUGUCCAUAUGCUAAUAGUGAUCAAGAAGACUUUAGGAAUGGUUCUCUCAACAAGAAAUAAUAGAAAUGUCUCAAGGCAGUUAAUUCUCAUUAAUACUCUUUAUUUAUCCUAUUUCUGGGGGAGGAUGUACGUGGCCAUGUAUGAAGCCAAAUAUUAGGCUUAAAAACUGAAAAAUCUGGUUCAUUCUUCAGAUAUACUGGAACCCUUUUAAAGUUGAUAUUGGGGCCAUGAGUAAAAUAGAUUUUAUAAGAUGACUGUGUUGUACCAAAAUUCAUCUGUCUAUAUUUUAUUUAGGGAACAUGGUUUGACUCAUCUUAUAUGGGAAACCAUGUAGCAGUGAGUCAUAUCUUAAUAUAUUUCUAAAUGUUUGGCAUGUAAAUGUAAACUCAGCAUCAAAAUAUUUCAGUGAAUUUGCACUGUUUAAUCAUAGUUACUGUGUAAACUCAUCUGAAAUGUUACAAAAAUAAACUAUAAAACAAAAA
Molecule: messenger RNA, 2458 nt
Organism: Homo sapiens (human)
Lineage: Eukaryota; Metazoa; Chordata; Mammalia; Primates; Hominidae
Gene: PTGER2
Product: prostaglandin E receptor 2
Exons: 2
Coding region: 238-1314 (358 amino acids)
Biological process (GO): adenylate cyclase-activating G protein-coupled receptor signaling pathway; G protein-coupled receptor signaling pathway; response to progesterone
Cellular component (GO): membrane; plasma membrane
Molecular function (GO): G protein-coupled receptor activity; prostaglandin E receptor activity
Source: RefSeq, marked reviewed